CCCAGCUUCUAAAGCUAAACCAAAGCUAAACCCAGCUCCACACCAAACUGUUGAAUGACUGCAUCACUCUGCUGUUCACAUGUGUUCCGUGGCCGCAGUGACACCUGAGGAUCAGAAUCUGAACCUUUGUUUUUAAAGCAGACAUAUUAUAUGCUCCUGAAAGUCUGGACGUAACCAUAGCAACAGCAGAGCUGAAUGGAGACACAUGGCUGAUGGAGAGAACGUAGUGUUUCUGCCCUAUCAGUUUGAGCCAGAGUCAGAUCCUGAAGACGCUGCUGAAGACGCUCGGGAGUUAAGACCCCAGCAGGAGGUCUCUGAACGGAGGAUGGCCACGCCCAGCAAAACGCCUCCGGGGGCCGACCCCAAGCAGCUGGAGCGGACGGGCACGGUCCGGGAGAUCGGUUCCCAGGCAGUGUGGUCUCUCUCCUCCUGUAAACCCGGUUUUGGAGUGGACCAGCUGAGAGACGAUAACCUGGAGACGUACUGGCAGUCGGAUGGAUCUCAGCCUCACCUGGUCAACAUACAGUUCAGGAGGAGGACGACGGUGAAGAUGUUGUGUAUUUAUGCUGAUUAUAAAUCUGACGAGAGCUACACACCCAGUAAGAUCUCUGUCCGAGUCGGCAACAACUUCCACAACCUGCAGGAGAUCAGGCAGCUGGAGAUGGUGGAGCCGAGCGGCUGGAUCCACAUCUCUCUCAUCAACCAGGUCCGCAACUGUGAAAAACACAAGACAGGAAAUGAGUUUCAAUCAGUUUGUUCCUCUUUGUGUUGGAACAUGCUUAAUCCUGACUCUGUGUGUGUGUGU
Molecule: messenger RNA, 805 nt
Organism: Paralichthys olivaceus (Japanese flounder)
Lineage: Eukaryota; Metazoa; Chordata; Actinopteri; Pleuronectiformes; Paralichthyidae
Source: RefSeq, a predicted model, not a curated record